GUGGGCGGGGCGGGGGCGUGGCCGGCGGCGCUGCGAGCGGCUUGUUGUGCGCGCUGCGGAGCCGUUAGCCUCCCGCUGCACAGGCCCUGCCGAGCCGGCCACAGGUGUGAUCUCCAAGGAAGACUGCUCAGCAGCUUCAAAAUGGAGGGGUAGAGCAGUGUCCAAGACAGAUAGUCAAACUUGUUGUUUGCCUUUGAGUCAACCAUGACUUGCAGGGGAGGCAUGUCAACAAAUAUCAUCCAUGUGCUGAAGAAACAGGAGGCGGUCUCUUCUUUGUAUAGCCCUGAAGUUCUACUUGAAGAACCCCAUCAAGAUUCUUGAGAUAUUUUAUAAAAUGUCUAAUGGUUAUGAAGAUCACAUGGCUGAAGAUUGCAGGGACGAUAUUGGUAGAACAAAUUUAAUUGUGAACUACCUCCCUCAGAACAUGACGCAAGAUGAGUUACGGAGUCUAUUUAGCAGUAUUGGCGAAGUUGAAUCUGCAAAACUUAUUCGGGACAAAGUUGCAGGACACAGCUUAGGCUACGGCUUUGUGAACUACGUUACUGCAAAAGAUGCUGAAAGAGCAAUAAACACACUGAAUGGCCUCAGACUUCAGUCAAAAACUAUCAAGGUUUCCUAUGCUCGUCCAAGUUCUGAAGUUAUCAAGGAUGCUAAUUUAUAUAUUAGUGGACUGCCAAGGUCAAUGACACAAAAAGAUGUAGAAGAUAUGUUUUCACGUUUUGGACGCAUCAUCAACUCGCGUGUGCUUGUGGAUCAAACUACAGGUUUGUCCAGAGGGGUCGCAUUUAUCCGGUUUGACAAAAGGUCAGAAGCAGAAGAGGCAAUUACAAAUUUCAAUGGUCACAAACCCCCAGGUUCCACCGAACCCAUUACAGUGAAGUUUGCAGCCAAUCCUAACCAGAACAAAAAUGUGGCACUGUUAUCGCAGCUGUGUCAUUCACCAGCUAGACGGUUUGGAGGGCCAGUGCAUCACCAGGCGCAAAGAUUCAGGUUCUCUCCUAUGGGUGUAGAUCACAUGAGUGGGCUUUCUGGUGUAAAUGUUCCAGGAAACGCAUCUUCUGGCUGGUGUAUCUUCAUCUACAACCUUGGUCAAGAUGCUGAUGAGGGAAUCCUCUGGCAGAUGUUUGGCCCCUUUGGUGCGGUUACCAAUGUGAAAGUUAUUCGAGAUUUCAACACCAACAAGUGCAAAGGUUUUGGUUUUGUGACCAUGACAAACUAUGAAGAAGCUGCAAUGGCCAUAGCAAGUCUUAAUGGCUACCGCCUGGGGGACAAAAUCUUACAGGUUUCCUUCAAAACCAACAAGUCCCACAAAUAACUUGCUCGUGCUUUUUUGUAUGGAAUAGAUAAUGGAGUGACAGAAGUUGAAACAUUUUUGUUAGUGUAAAACUCAUUUUGCGCCAAUUUUCACAAGUGUUUGUCUUAGUCUAAAUGAGAAGUGAAAAAGGUUUUAUAUUCUGGGAUGCAACUGACAUGUUCAAAUGUUUGAAAUCCCACAAUGUCAGACCAAUUUUAAGUUCCUUUAAGUUAUUUCAUUUAAAACACGUUAAAAAUCCCCUGAAAUCUUAAGUAGAUUGCAUUAACUAGACCCUCUGGAUGGUGGUAAAAUUGAAGCAUGCUUUCACUUAUGAGACUAACAUUUGUUCCAUUGAAUGUUGUCUGCAAAAACUGGAAUUUUCUGAAAAAUAUCAGGCUGAAUUCCUUAAUUUUCUUGUUUUUUAUGUUGUUGUUUUUUUCUUACCCAUUCCCCUGACCUUCUCUACCCCCCAGACACAGUAGUAUGGAAGAAAAGUGGAGAAAUACUAAUGUUUGAGUUGCCAGUAAAUUGUUUGAUGGAUUAAUAUGCAUUACUACGUAUCUAGAGUUGAGGAUUAGGCUUUUUAAAGUCAAGGUCUUGUAAGUAGUAGCAUGCCAGCAUAACUUUUAACACCAUUGAUGAGGUAAGUUGCACACUGAGCAGUGGCCGAGCUGUCAAAAUUCAAAGGUUUUUUUAGAAACGUGACUUUUUAAAGCCCACUUGCUAACAGGAACGGACCAAAGAGUUUCAAAGAAACUCCGGGAAGAUUUCAGAGUCAAAAUGAAACCUCCAAAACGAGAGUGUGAAUAUAUGUUGCUACUUUAUCAAACCGAAUCUCUUCUGUCCAAAUAUUUAAUGCAUGGUGCACUACUUACUGGUACAUUAUAAUGCAGCCAGAUACUUACUCAUUCUCGAAGAUCAUUAUAGUUUGAAUUCCUUUGGUAGUUCUAUUUUGUAAAGAGGAAAAAAAAAAAAAGAAAAAAAAAAAAAAAGAAAAACCAGUUAUAAACAUUUGAGCAUUGUAUUUCUCGCAUCCCUUCUAAUGAGUGCUAGAUUUUUCUAUUUUAAUAGGAUUUUGUUUUGACAACUAGCUUUACUUAUUGAACACUCAGCAGAAAAGUACUUACUACUUGCAAGUUAGAUAUUAACAAAAAAACCCUUUGAUUUGUAGAUUUAAAGAUUAAUCCCCCAAGUUUUCUGCAGACUGCCUUGAAACUUUGAGUUGUUCUGUUUCUGUUAAUUUUCUUUUGCUUUUUUGUGUUUUUUGUUUGUUUUUACUUUUGCAUUUAAGAACAUUAAAUUUGAUUUUGUUUUGCUCAAAUUUUGUUUUGUUUUUUAUUUUCUAUUAUUUUUUUGCUAAGUAUUGCACAAAGUGUCCAGCUUUCAAAGAGUGAUGUUUUAAAGAACCGUAGCUCCUCUUUUAAGAGUUUUAAGUUACUCCUUUGACAGAUGAGUAGAGGCGAAAGAGCCGUGAAACGAGAGCGCUACAAUAAACGUGUCGCGUAGAGACGGGUGUAACCCCGCAGGGGUUCUUUGGUAGGAGGCCUGGCAAGGAUUGCUCUGGCAGGUAAAGGCUGCGUGAGGGUGCUGUGCACGACUAGAGGCUUGGCUGGGCAACGCGCAGGUCUAGUUCGGUUGCCAGAAGGUAGAGCCAACGCGAAACUGGGGAGAGCGGCAGUUUUACCGCACUGUCUCCUUUUCUUGUGUGUGAACCUCCACCAGUCCCCAAGUUUAUUUUCAAAUUCCAGAGGCCGUUCUGUGCCGCCUGCUCGUAUCGCUCCAUCCUUAGCCGACCUUGCCUUGUCUUCGCAAUCGGUUCUUCCUCGCUCCGCAGGCUUGCGCAGCCUGAAGUCUGCAUCGGCGCGACGCUGAGGAGCAGCUGAGCCAGCUGCCCGUCCCCAGCCCCUUCAGCGCCGUCCGGGAAACGCGGCUGCUGCUCUUUCUGGAGCAGCCUGGGGCAUGCAGUGAGCGUAAGUGGGAUUUUUACUAUUAACGCGUCCAGCCUUGCCUUUCCUGACAGUCCUGUUCGUUCCUUUGGAGAAGCUUGAUGCUGUGAGACGGUGGCAACCAACCAGCUGCCACCCCCAAAAUGUGCUUUCUGGCUGGCUGGUCCAGUGCCUGUUCCAGGUGUUUCCACCAAUUUACCAUCGUUUAUCACUUCAAGGAAUACGUCUUUUCUGUGUACAAGGAGAGAUUCAGAAGCAUUCGGGGGAUUUGGAGAUCCAUAACUGCGGUAUGGAGAAAUCCUCUCGCUGCGUCCCAUUGCCUCCUGACCUCGCCGCCCCUCUUCCACCAGCCUGGCUCUGCAAUCGUUUCCAGUUUCCUGUCACUCUUUCUUGCCUUAUUUCAUAUAAGGUUAAUUUUCAAACUAAACGGGUGUUGCCGUUUUAGUGCAGCGUUUAGGUGGAGGUUCGGACUUCCAACAAAUGACACCUUCAAUAUGACUUUGCCUCUGGGAUCGUUCUGGGCGUGCUGGAAUCAGCAGCGCACUGCUGGGAGCUCACCAGCUCUUUUUUUUUUUUUUUUUCUUUUUUCUUUUUUAAAGAAAAAAACCUCUUCUUGGAGACUUUUGGGCAUCACUGUCCAUCUGACUGCUUCCCUGUUUUUCCAUCUCUCGUUCUUUGCUACAUAAGAAGGAAAGGCGGGAUAGUGUUUCAGUAGUGGUAUUAAAACAUCUCUUUUAGGAGACAUCUGAUCCCAGCUUCCUUUGACAGUUGCUCUGAAAAUAGUUACGAGGCAAUUCAUGUGAGUAAAGCACAGUCAGAAAAAAGGAGAAAGAAAAAAAAAAAAAAUCACACUAAAAUGUGAAGAUCUGAUCCCAGAAGUGGUGUGUGGUCUGCACCGUUUUAACAGUCAAUCAAUGUUGGCAUAAAUACUUGAAGUCAAGAAAAAAUGUGCGUGUGUUCUUGAUGCUUUUGGUCCUAAACCAUAGCCCGUGCAUCCUAUUAGUAAAGACCAAAAGGAAACUUCUGGAAGCGGAAACUAAGUUCUAACAACACGUAAUCUGCCCGCAGUUUUUCCAGCCCAAAAGGGAUGGGCGACUGGCUUCCUUACCGCGUCGUCCGGCUUACCCUCCUUUGAGGCUCCCUCCCUUGAAACAGGUUUGUUUGAGGGAUUUUGGCCUCUUAAUCCUCAGAGAGUUUAGAAAAACUGCGGAUGCGUCCUGCUUUCUCAUCCUUUAGUUUGGUGAAAUACAGAUGUUUCUUUCAGGUGACACUUCGGUCUCAGUCCGCGCUUCCCAAUCUCUCUGAAACCAAGGGCCUGUCUCAAACCAGGGGGCUCCCGCGUUUCCCAUGGGAUGCGGUAGGCUCAAUGACAUGGCAAGUUCUGGAAAGUCUUGGCUGCUGGACUGGGACGUGAUGGUCAGAUUUUAAAGAGCUGGAUUUGAUGGUCCAUGCUGGAGCUGUGCUACAGGGAACAGCCGCGCUGGGAAUGUUUUGGGGUCCUUUAGAAUAGGUUGGAAGCCUCACAGGACGCCCCCCAGUACCUGCUUCCGAAGGAUCAGGUCUAAUUCCUCAUGAAAACACAUAGUUGUGGCCACGCUGCUAGUGCAGGCUCUCGCAUGGAGAUGUCGAAGGGAAUCCCGGUGUCUCAGGGGACAGGGCAUGGCUUUUUGUGCCAGUGUUUCUGAAGGGAUCCAUCUGGCUUUUGUCAGCCUGCACUUGGGUGGCGCCAGUUCCUUUACACUCUGCUGAUCAGACACAUAAACAUGGUGACAAAAUGAGAAGUUUAUCUGCCUGUGUUUAAAAAAAAAAAAAAAAAGUGGGGGGGCAGGGGGGAGAGAGAAGGCUUUUUCAUCGAUCUUACGGCCGGGGUAACAAGCCUCAGAGUCUCAGAUCUGCCGACGGGGAAUACAAAGACCAGUGAUCCUGUUGUCAGGCUUCAGCUGGGCUCUGUUGCUUUGUGUCCAAAGCUCACUUUGCUUUCAGAGGAGAGAACUUGCUCGUGUGGGAGCGCCGAGCAGAGAGUGGCCUCCGCUGCUGUGGCUGUUCCCCCCCGUGGGUGGCCGGGGCUGUCCCUGCACUGUCUCCUCUGGGAGGGACUCUGCAAACGGGGCACCUUCGAGCCUCGGCUUCUGCGGCGACAAAACGACUUACCGUGCGAGGCAGGGUCACACCGCGGGGCGGCAGCCGCCUUCGGGACUCCGAGCGGGAAGCCGGUUUAUCUUUUUCAGGAAAUGUUACCAGCUGUCGAAUAUCUGCUGUUACUUUAAUUAUUGCUUUGUCACUUUUCGCUUUUGAAUCACUUUGUAUUCUCUUGGUAUUUCUUCUGAAAGGGAAGCUCUGCUGCCCUCACUCGGUACCUGUCCUUUUCUUGACUGUUUUUCCAAAUACUUGCUGUGUCUGGCACUCGGCAGAGGCUCUUCCCAGCCCAAGACGUGGCUGCUGAACGCGCUUCUUACAAGGCUGCUUCCAAAAUUACACGAGCAGGCUUCGUUCUUUGCAAGACUGUGGAGUUUCACUCUAAAAACGAGGCAAUGCCUAGUUAAGAGCAAAACUGUCCUGCCUGUGGUUGAAGACCACCUCCAGACUUCUCUGAAGAUGUUCUGAGCUUGAGUUGUGUGGUACAGAAUUUGGGGGGGGGGAGGGGGGGAAAUUAAAAAAAAAUAAAAAAAAAUCAGGUUUUCUUAGUAUGUAAAAAACAAUGAGUUUCGUCAAAGUUAAAAUUCCUUGAAGGCUUUGUUCAGACUUGGUCUUUUCCAGUCUGUUGAUUUAUUAAUAAGUUUUUAUUCCUGCUCAGUAACUUACAUUUGCUUCCCAGAUCUCCACUAUGAAUGGAAUUCGCCCCUGUGCAGAAAGUUAGCCGCAAGCCUAAGGACAGUUUGAACCUUCUGUUAACCAUUUGCAGAUAGGGAAAUGUCACAGCAAAUACCGAAAAGGAGCCGAAUGUUGCUGUGUACUUUGUCUAAGCUGGCAGAGGCAAGGACAGGCCUUCAGAUGAGGAGAUGGCGACAUCAGCAAAGCUAUAAACACGAGCAGGACCGAAGCAGCGUAGUGCGGUCAGUUCGCUUGUGAUUCCGUCUUUAGACGGUGUCUGCGUCCUAAAGCGUUGCGUUUUAUUUCAUUCUUCGAGCUACGUCCUCAUAAAGUCUGGCUCCCUUGAGGCGCUGUGCCCCGCUCCUGCGCGUAGCGGGAGGGACCGGAGCCCGUGCAGGAGCGGUGCCUCCCGCGCCCGCCUCGGGCCGAGCCCUUCGCCUCUGCUGUAGGUCUGGGACCGAGGAGGACUUGAGGACCCAUCUCUUAGGGUGGAAGGAGAAGGCAGGACCCACCGCUGUCCAGAGCAGUGUCCCCGUAGUGGUGUGUAUCCACACGUCUUUUUUCCUUCCCUUUGGUUAUGUUUUUUCAGUACGUCUGUAUCAUGAGGGCAUGAAAACCACCGAAAACUCAGAGACACACAAGCCACUAAAGUAGGAUAAAUUUCUCACCGGGGCGAGUUGGUCGGUUUAUGGUCACCUUCUGUUGUCCGGCUGACGAGAGGGUGUCAGCAUGGACAGGACACCUGUUUUUGUAGGGACACUGAACGUUGUAGUAAUGUUUUUUAUGCAAAGCAAUGAAAAGUCUUUACAAGUGGGGGGAAAAAAAAUUAAAAAAUUGGCACGGCUACAUUUAUAGAAAGAUUGUUCAGCAGUUGAAACCAAAAUGAUGAAAUAACUGUAAAGGUGAUCCAUUAUUUUGAAUGUUAAGUUUUGGGAAUGAAUAGUCCCUAAGGUCCUUAAACAUUUAUUAUAAUUUUAUGUUGCUUUAAUGUUCUGGGUAAGGUCAAUAAAGUAGAGAUUCUUCAGAUAUUUCAGGAGAGAUUUUUUUUCAGUGUAUUCUAAACUGUAAUAACUAAAGUUACUUUUUGGAUAGUUUCUAGUUACGUAUGCGCUUUUAAAAAAAAAAAAAAAACAACUUGGAGAAUGUCCCCACACUUACUUUUUUAGCAAAAUAAACAGGUCUUAUAAUAAAAUAAACCGCUUAUUGAAAGUAAGGUCCUGUGAUACAUCCACCUGCAAAACGUUAGGGUUUGGGGGAGGUUUUUUUUUAAGAUCCGGCUUUUUGUGCUCGGGGUUCGAUCACAGAGGCCAAACGCAGAGCGGUCUGUCCUGGCGCUGCCUCUGUCACAAGGUGGCCGCGCUUUUGACUUCCGUGAUGAGGAAGCUUGUCCUUCGUUACGCUGUCAGUGAAGCACCUUGUUGUAACGUCUCUGCUUUUAGGUCUUCGAAGAAUAGCCGCAGGGUGAAGGGACCAAAGUCACAUUUAGCGUAAGAAAACACAGCUCCCCGCGAGCUCCCGUGGUGGAGCUGCGCUUGGCUUUUUUCCAAGAUCUCCAUUUGUCACCCUGUGAUCUACUUUAGUCUCGAUGUUUGGAAGCAGAAGAGUCUUUGUGCCGUAGGCAAGUUCCUCUGAGGUAGCUCUGCGCUUCUCAGUGCUGGAUACUCAGCGCGAUAGAACUGAUAAAUACGAAGACCGAAAGGCUAGCGUUUAUUUUCGAGGGUUAUUAUACCUCAUUGCUUUUCUAUUUGUUAAUUUAAAAGCCGCGGAGUUCCUGAAAAGGGUGGCGUGUUACCUCCCUCUUGCUUGUCAGAGCCGGGACCGGCGUGUUCUGCGACUUCUCCGGGCCAUGGCCGGCAGAAUUGGGACUGGCCCUUAACUUUCUAAAGCGUCUGCUCUUAGAUGCGUCAGGCGCGGCCGCGUGCCUGGGGCCGCUCUGCUGUAGUGGUCGUGCGUAGGAAAGCUUAAACGAAACGUGAAGUGUCGCUUUCUCCUCCCGCGUGAUUUAAAAGCCAGUUGAAGCCUUUACGAUCCCUAAAGCAAAAGGUGACGCCCAGGGAGCGGAUCUGACCCUAAAUCCUGGUGGUGUUUUCUUCCCUCUUGCUGCGGUUCUUUGUUCUAUAUCCCACUUGGUCAAACGCUUAGAGGUUGAGCUAGAAAUAUUUUUCUGUUGAGUGGAAUUUUCAGCACUUAAAUUCUUUUUGGUGAUAACGAUGGGAAAUCAGUACUAGUCGAACUGCCACCUGAAACCUGGAAAAAUUGCUACUGUGUUCACUUUUUAGAGUCUCUAUUCUCCUACUAUUGUUCCUCGUUUUUAAACGUUUUGGAGCAACUUUUGGGUGGAACAGCUGAACUUUUUCACUUGGUCAUUGAGAAGAAAAUGACUUGAGACAUUUGAAACAUAAGUUGGGAUAAACCUUUAUUUGACCAGUAAUUUUGAAUAAUACUGUACUUCUAGUCUUUUUCUUAAUUUAAUUUCCCUUAACUUAUGUAAUCUUUUGUUUAUAAAUUAAUCUGUUUGUGGGACAGAAGGUUUUACCAAUUGUUUUCCAUACUGUACAGUAUAUGGUUAAACAUUUUGUAUAUUUAGUGUGUUUUUAAGUUAUUGAUUUGUUUUAUAUCAAAUAAUUUAUUUUUCAGGUACCAUUUUCAUUUAAACUUUGUUUUUACAUGGGUUUAUUUUAAAUAAAGUAUGACACUGCUUUCCAAAUGUCUAAAAUGAAGUUGAAUCCCAUUGUGUUAUUUUGAGACUACUGCUGUAAAUUAACUUAUUUUAGAAAUAACUGCAAACCUGUACCGAGUUCAUACUUUGGUUGUGCUUCGGUUCAAGUGCUUGGAAAUUUUCUGCGAUGAUUUUUGAGCAAUUGGAAAAACGGGAAUUUUCAUAUUGAAACAGUUCGAAGAUUUGUUGAAUGAAGCAGCGGCUUUGUAGAAUCCUGUGGAUGGAAUUAUGAGCAUUGUUUUCUAUAUGGUAUUUUCAAAAUUAAAGAAACAACGCCUAGAUAUUUUAUGCUAGUGUUACUACUGAAAUGAAAUUAUCUGUCAAUAGUGCAAAGGAGUUUUGUACUUUCGCCACAUGUUCAUUGCCGGUUUUGUUGAGUACUUGCUUGGAACAUGCUCACGAUGUUUUUAAAUGAUCCAUGAUGAAAGGUGAUGUACUUCAAAAUAGAAUUAGGCGUUUACUUAAUUGUUCAUAUUUUGUCUUUCUUUUCCUGCAGGAGUUGGAUUAUUAUUGUGCAAUUUGGAAUUUGACAUUUUUUUCAGAAGAAUCUGAACUGUGUUGAUGGCUAGGCUAAUGGAGCUUACUCCGCUAAAGGUUUUGUCACUUGUAGCCUUAUUAGAAAGACGGAAUUAAAAGACGGCACGUGA
This is a messenger RNA of Chroicocephalus ridibundus (black-headed gull), 9417 nucleotides long. It is a transcript of the gene ELAVL1, whose product is annotated as ELAV like RNA binding protein 1. Gene Ontology annotation, molecular function: RNA binding. The transcript is spliced from 7 exons. Gene Ontology annotation, cellular component: ribonucleoprotein complex. The record is from RefSeq and is a predicted model, not a curated record. NCBI's taxonomy places the organism in Eukaryota, Metazoa, Chordata, Aves, Charadriiformes, Laridae. Bases 335 to 1315 code for a protein of 326 amino acids.